UUGAAGAAUGUGCUUGAUAUAUUUGUUGAAAUUGGAAUGGGGGAAAUGGGCUAUUAUGAGAAUGACUUUGAAGAUGCAAUGCUUAAAGAUACUGCAGCUUAUUAUUCUCAGAAAGCUUCAAGUUGGAGUGUGGAAGAUUCUUGUCCAGAUUAUAUGUUAAAGGCAGAGGAGUGCUUGAAGAAAGAGAAGGAUAGGGUAUCUCAUUAUCUCCGUGUUAGUAGUGAGACAAAACUUCUAGAGGUGAGCAUCGGAAUUUGCAUAGCAACUUGUAAUCUUAACUUCUGAAGAACGUUUUUUUUCUUAAAAAAAAUUGAGCAUAGAUUAGUACUGUGUGAUUUUGUGUGAUAUUGGGGGGAGGUAGCAGGCGCCCCGUGGAAUUAGUCGAGGUGCGCACAAGCUGGCUCAGAUAACACGAUUAUAAAACACCAAAUAAUGGUG
Molecule: messenger RNA, 438 nt
Organism: Capsicum annuum
Lineage: Eukaryota; Viridiplantae; Streptophyta; Magnoliopsida; Solanales; Solanaceae
Product: cullin-like protein 3
Exons: 2
Coding region: 37-285 (82 amino acids)
Biological process (GO): ubiquitin-dependent protein catabolic process; protein ubiquitination
Cellular component (GO): cullin-RING ubiquitin ligase complex
Molecular function (GO): ubiquitin protein ligase binding
Source: RefSeq, a predicted model, not a curated record